GUUUUGCCAGGUUGUUUCCGCACGUGACCUGGGGAAUGCAACUCUGUACGAGCUGGAGGAAGAAGAAGAACAUCAUCCACAAUGCACCAGGUCUACGUUCAGGUUUGAUGAGGUGUCAUGGCGCUACUGUUGUCCUUGUGCCACAAUAUGCAUCACCAUUGCUUGUUAGCUUUGAGGAGUCCAAGAACACAUGUGCACAUAGUACGACUGUACUGUUCACCAGCCUCCAAGAGGCCUGAGGCUAACAUCCCAAUGGAAGUGGCUACAAGUCUUCUCCAUCGCUUAACAGAAGCUGGGAAGGUCUUGGGAAGGAACUCCCUUCAGAGAAUCUCUGCAGCUACCCGAAACUGGUGGGAGAAAUACGAGGAGUUUGUUGGAAUCAAUGAAGUUCGAGAGGCUCAGGGAAACGUGACAGAGGCUGAGAAAAAGUUUAUGGUAGCUCGAGGGAUUGUACGAGAAGCUCGCGAAACCUGGGAGUCCCAGCAGGUCAAACUGAAGGACAUUCGGGAUCGUUUAGACAGAGUCUCGCGGGAUGACAGUCAGUACCUGGAGCUGGCAACCCUGGAGCACAGGCUACUGCAGGAAGAGAAGAGGUACCGAGCCACCUACCUAACCGCUGAGGAAUCUGAGCGAGAAACGUUUUCUCUCUUCUCUGCUGCCGUGAGGGAAAGCCAUGAGAAAGAGCGAACGAGAGCUGAGAAAACAAAGAACUGGUCCAUUAUCGGCUCCGUGCUGGGGGCCAUUAUUGGCGUCCUUGGCUCCACCUACGUCAACCGCGUUAGGCUGCAGGAGUUGAAAGCCUUGGUUCUCGAAGCGCAGAAGGGACCGAUAAGCCUCCAGGAAGCCAUCCGAGAACAGGCCUCGAGCCACGACUCCCAACAGAGGGAUCUAAGCGAUCUUAUUGGCAGCCUGAAGAGCAUCCUGGAUGUUGCGACUGUGAUGUCGCAGGAAGCGAAGGAGGGGGCCGCCUCAUCCAAAGGCAGCCCGAGCUCCUCUCUAAAAACGGACCCUCUCUUAGUUUCCCUUAAAGAACAGCUGAGCCACUCCAAACAAAUGAGUUCGUUGCUCGGAAGUGUGCAACAGCAGCUUAGUAACCUGGAAAAAAGUUUCGGGGAAAUGGCUUCCGAGGUACAGAACAUAAAGAGUGCAGCCCCUCCCACUCCCGGGGAAAGGGUAUUACUUGCCCCUUCUGUGGAAGGGAACAGUCAGUCCUGGGAGGUUCAGGAUGUGGUUCUAGAGCUGUGCAACACAGAGAGGAGACUGGAAGCCCAAAUGAAGAGGAACUCGAUCUACAGCACAGCCUUCACAUGCACUGUCUUUGCUGUUGCACUUCCUGCCCUGUACAUACUCCUCAAGGGUAAUUGAGCCUAAAAAACCCCCCAUGUGUUGGAGUAAUAAAAUGACAUUCCCUGAGCUCCAAUGGGUCCGUCUUGUAUCCCUUUUUA
Gekko japonicus is the source of this 1445-nucleotide messenger RNA. RefSeq names its product coiled-coil domain containing 51 (gene CCDC51). The record is from RefSeq and is a predicted model, not a curated record. The transcript is spliced from 4 exons. The coding region runs from base 118 to 1365 and encodes 415 amino acids. NCBI's taxonomy places the organism in Eukaryota, Metazoa, Chordata, Lepidosauria, Squamata, Gekkonidae.